AUGAUAUUACUAAGAUACAAUUUGUUAAUAAUAUUUUUAUCUAAUUUUUGUGUAAUAUUUUCAUUAUAUUGUUUUGAUGGAUAUGGUGACAUAAAUAAUAUAGGAAUAAUUAGAUGCUCAUCACAAUAUUGUGUUUCUGGAGUUCUUGAAGAUGGUACUAAAUAUCAUACAUGUCCAUCAAAUUCUUAUUGUUCAUGGGGAUCUGGAUGUAGAAGAACAAAAGAUGCUGCUGAAAUUUUCGCUUGUUGUUGUUCAACAAAUUACUGCAAUAGUGGAAAUAAAAAUUAUCCUUUAAUAUAUUUAACUUUUAUUGUAUUUUUCUUACUAUACUUUUUAACAUAA
Molecule: messenger RNA, 342 nt
Organism: Strongyloides ratti
Lineage: Eukaryota; Metazoa; Nematoda; Chromadorea; Rhabditida; Strongyloididae
Exons: 2
Coding region: 1-342 (113 amino acids)
Source: RefSeq, a predicted model, not a curated record